AUGGCCGGAGCGAUCGCGUACGAGGAGCAGCGCCGGAGGCAGAUAGAGGAGAACAAUCGCAAGCUGGAGGAGCUGCACCUGCACCAGCUCUCCGCAGCCGUCAGGGAGGCCGCCGGCCCCAAGCCCUCGCCGGUCCGGCAGUCCGUGAAGCAGAAGCGGGUGCCGCGGGUCGCCGCGGUCCGGCAGUCCGGCCGUGUUGCCAGCCUCCCCAAGCAGCCCAAGUACUGCUACGAGGAUGACUACCCAACCUUGGUAGAGAAGAAGAAGAUUAGGAGGAGGAACGUACCCCCAUCAUUCCUCUCCAUGCACCGCAGCAUUUGAUUUGAUUGAUGAUUGUUUUCAAGGAGGAGGGCGAGCAGCACGAGGAGUGACUUGAUUAAUCGAGUGUACGCCACAGACGAGGCCAGACUCCAUGCCAACUCCAAGGCCCAAGAGCUGCUGCGUAAGCUGGUGCCCGGCGGCAACCCCAGCUUUGUGAAGCCCAUGAAACAGUCUCAUGUCACUGGAGGCUUCUGGCUCGGCCUCCCGACGCAGUUCUGCCGGCUGUAUCUCCUAGAGAGUGAUCAUAGAAUCACUUUGGAGGACGAGGAGGGUGACGAGUAUGAAACGCUCUACCUCGCGCUUAAGACGGGCCUCAGCGCCGGAUGGAGAAAGUUCGCCUUGGAGCACAACCUGGUUGAUGGUGAUUGCUUGGUGUUCGAGUGGGUCGUGUGGAACAAGUUCUAUGUCUACAUUAUCAGACAAAGUUCCUACUACAAAUGA
This is a messenger RNA of Triticum dicoccoides, 762 nucleotides long. RefSeq names its product B3 domain-containing protein Os06g0194400-like. NCBI's taxonomy places the organism in Eukaryota, Viridiplantae, Streptophyta, Magnoliopsida, Poales, Poaceae. The record is from RefSeq and is a predicted model, not a curated record. Gene Ontology annotation, molecular function: DNA binding. The transcript is spliced from 4 exons.